AAGUGGAGCUUCUACGCCGGAUUGCCGCUCAGCGCCAUAGCUCUAGGGGCGCGCCCUUUCGGAAAGGGGAGGAAGGGCGGCAGGGGACCCCCCCAAAAAAACAUCGAUGUUGCAGGAAAGGAAUUGAGAAUCGGGAUCGAGGACAAAGAGGCAAUGUCAGAGUGACUGACAAGCUGAGAUACAAUCCUUCAGCAUCCGAUGAUAGCAAUUCCAUGAAUCUUCCCAGUCAAAGGACCCAUUUUCAUGGUAGACAGUACCUGUGGCUGGAGUCUCUACACACAGGGUGUGCCUAUACAGGCCAAAGACUGCCAGUAUUAGCACAGGACUUCCUCUCUGCCCACUCUGAAGAAGGUGUUACAGAAGAACGUCAGAAUUCCAGGGGAUGGGGAACCUUUCAUUUCAUUAGGAAUAGACAUUGAAAUGUGCGAAAUGUGGAAUAUGCUUCACUGAAUGAGCACACAUAGCUCACAUCAACUAACUCACAGGAGAGAAACCUUUUAAAGAUUUGAAGUGUGGAAAGAGUUUCACUGAUAGUGAAAAACCUAGAAUACAUCAGCAGACUGCCAUGGGUAAGAAAGGAUUCAAAUGCAGGGAGUGUGGGAAGAGCUUCAGUCAGAGGGCACACCUUAAGUUACAUGCACAGACACACCAAGAGAAGAAACCUUUUAAAUGUAUGGAGUGUGGAAAGAGUUUCCGUCGAAGAGAUACACUUAGAAUACAUCAACAAACUCACACAGGGGAGAAACCAUUUAAAUGUGUGGAGUGUGGAAAGAGCUUCAGUUCCAAUACAACCCUUAGAUCACAUCAACGGACUCACACAGGGGAGAAACCAUAUGAAUGUAUGGAGUGUGGGAAGAGCUUCAGUUAUGAUGCAGGCCUUAGAUCACAUCAACGGACCCACACAGGGGAGAAACCAUAUGAAUGUAUGGUGUGUGGGAAGAGCUUCAGUUACGAUGCAGGCCUUAGAUCACAUCAACGGACUCACACAGGGGAGAAACCAUAUGAAUGUAUGGAGUGUGGAAAGACCUUCAGUCGGAUUGGAAACCUUAGAAUACAUCAACGUACACAUACAGGGGAGAAACCGUUUAAAUGCAUGGAGUGUGGAAAGAGCUUUAGUAAUAGUGGAACCCUUAGAAUACAUCAACGGACGCAUACAGGGGAGAAACCAUUUAAAUGCAUGGCUUGUGGAAAGAGCUUUAGUGAUAGUGGAAGCCUUAGAAAACAUCAACAUAUUCACACAGGAGAGAAACCAUUUAAAUGUAUGGAGUGUGGAAAGAGCUUCAGUUUCAAUUCAAACCUUAGAAAACAUCAACUGACUCACACAGGGGAGAAACCAUUUAAAUGCAUGGAGUGUGGAAAGAGCUUUAGUCAAAAUGCGCACCUAACUUUACACCAUCAAACUCACACAGGUGAGAAACCAUUUAGAUGUAUGGAGUGUGGAAAGAGCUUCUUUCAGAUUGGAAACCUUAGAAUACAUCAACGAACUCAUACAGGGGAGAAACCAUAUACAUGUAUGGAGUGUGGAAAGAGCUUCAGUCACGAUGCAGGCCUUAGAUCACAUCAACGGACUCACACAGGGGAGAAACCAUUUAAAUGCAUGGUGUGUGGAACAAGCUUUAGUUAUGGUGGAAGCCUUAGAUCCCAUCAACGGACUCACACAGGAGAGAAACCAUUUAAAUGUAUGGAGUGUGGAAAGAGCUUUAGUUACGAUGCAGGCCUUAGACAACAUCAACGGACUCACACAGGAGAGAAACCAUUUAAAUGUAUGGAGUGUGGAAAGAGCUUCAGUUUCAAUUCAAACCUUAGACAACAUCAACUGACUCACACAGGGGAGAAACCAUUUAAAUGCAUGGAGUGUGGAAAGAGUUUUAGUGAUAGUGGAAGCCUUAGAACACAUCAACGAACUCACACAGGUGAGAAACCAUUUAAAUGUAUGGAGUGUGGAAAGAGCUUCAUUCAGAUUGGAAACCUUAGAAUACAUCAACGGACUCAUACAGGGGAGAAACCAUUUAAAUGUAUGGAGUGCGGAAAGAGCUUCAUUCGGAUUGAACACCUUAGAAUACAUCAACGGACUCAUACAGGGCAGAAACCAUAUAAAUGUAUCGAGUGUGGGAAGAACUUCAGUCAGAGUGCACACCUUAGACAACAUCAACGGACUCACACAGGAGAGAAACCUUUUAAAUGUAUGGAGUGUGGAAAGAGCUUCAGUUAUAGUGGAAACCUGAGAGUACAUCAACAGACUCACAUCGGUAAGAAACGAUUUAAAUGUCUGGAGUGUGGAAAGAGCUUCAGUCAGAAUGGAAAUCUUAGAACACAUCAGCAGACACACAGGGCAGAAACUGUUUAAAUGUAUGGACUGUGGAAGGAGCUUCAGUCAGAGUGGAAGCCUUGAUUUAUGUCAACAAACUCACACAAAAGACAAACCAUAUAAAUAUCAGGAAAGUAGGUAGAGGUUCAGUCCUAGUGGAAUCCUACAUCUACAGACUCAUGGACAGGAAGAACUUUAACAGUUGACACCCUACAAACCCAUCAACCCUCAAAGAGGAGAAGCUGUUUAAAGGGAAAGAUUGCAGAAAGUGCUUUAGUUAUAAUGGAGUGUUUAAGGAACAUCUAAGAGCCACUGUGGGAGAACCCAUUUAGAUGUAUGGAGUGUGGGACAUGUUCCUCUCAGAGUCCACUCUUCUUCCCAGCAAUGAUCUCCAAAGAAAUCCAUAUUCCUGCUUCAGGGCCAGCUGAGUCUGUUUCUCUUGUCCUUAUCUCUUAGCUAGGUAACUCCUGUCUAAUCUGCUCUGUAUCAGUGUCACUCCCUGCUUCUGAGACCACUGCAAAAGAGGAGGGUCAAUUCCCCCCCUCCAGCUCCCAGGAAAGCUGAUCUGCCUGAGAAUGCAUUCCUACAUACUCAGCUUCAGACCAUUCCCUGACGCAUUGCGAGAACCCUUGAAAAAGAAGUGAUUUGGCUCACCAUUGGAAGCUA
Messenger RNA from Podarcis raffonei (Aeolian wall lizard), 2974 nucleotides. RefSeq names its product zinc finger protein 624-like. NCBI's taxonomy places the organism in Eukaryota, Metazoa, Chordata, Lepidosauria, Squamata, Lacertidae. Gene Ontology annotation, cellular component: nucleus. Bases 566 to 2347 code for a protein of 593 amino acids. The transcript is spliced from 4 exons. The record is from RefSeq and is a predicted model, not a curated record. Gene Ontology annotation, molecular function: RNA polymerase II cis-regulatory region sequence-specific DNA binding; DNA-binding transcription factor activity, RNA polymerase II-specific. Gene Ontology annotation, biological process: regulation of transcription by RNA polymerase II; central nervous system development.